Messenger RNA from Ctenocephalides felis (cat flea), 1140 nucleotides. Its product is annotated as fatty acyl-CoA reductase 1-like. NCBI's taxonomy places the organism in Eukaryota, Metazoa, Arthropoda, Insecta, Siphonaptera, Pulicidae. The transcript has 9 exons. Gene Ontology annotation, molecular function: alcohol-forming very long-chain fatty acyl-CoA reductase (NADP+) activity. The record is from RefSeq and is a predicted model, not a curated record. Gene Ontology annotation, cellular component: peroxisome. Gene Ontology annotation, biological process: long-chain fatty-acyl-CoA metabolic process. Bases 1 to 1140 code for a protein of 379 amino acids.
AUGACAGAUAUAACUAUUCCUGAAUUUUUUAACGGGAAGCAAGUUUUUAUAACUGGAGGAAGCGGAUUUAUCGGAAAAGCCCUAAUCGAGAAACUCCUAAGAUGCUGUCCCGAAGUAAAAACCAUUUAUCUCCUGGUCAGAAGUAAGAAGAAUCAGAACCCUCAGGAACGAGUCAGAACCAUCCUGGACAAUCCGUUAUUUGAUACAAUAAGACAAACCAAUCCAAAGGCUUUGGACAAAGUCCAAGCCAUCACUGGUGAUGUCAGCCAAUUGCGAUUGGGCCUAGAUAAGGAAGACAGGAAAAAACUUUUAGGCUGCCAUGUCGUUUUUCAUGCUGCAGCAAGUGUCAGGUUCGAUGAUCCCCUAAAACAGGCAACCCUGAUGAACACUCGAGGGACACGCGAAAUUAUGGAACUGAUGUUGGAGAUGCCCAAUUUGGUGGUUGGUGUUCAUGUGUCAACUGUAUAUUGCAACACCGACAAAGAUGUUAUCGAGGAAAAAGUGUACAGGGACCAUGGAGAUUGGAAAGAGGCCAUCAAGUUGGCAGAAAGCUACCAAGACGACUAUGCAAUGGCUUGUUUAACCGAAAAAUGUCUGAAUGGUUUGAAGAAUACUUAUCUUUACACCAAACAUUUGGCAGAGAAUGUCGUGGAAGAUUACAGCUAUCGUCUGCCUUUAGUUAUAUAUCGACCAGGAGUUGUCAUCUCCAUGUGGAAGGAUCCUUUGCCAGGAUGGACUGACAAUUUAAACGGACCUAUUGGCCUAAAUUUAGCAUCAGGAAAAGGAUUUUUGAGAGUCAUGCAAGCAGAUCCAAACCAUAUAACAGAUAAUAUGCCGGUGGACUUGGUUGUAAAUGGCAUGAUGACAGCCGCUUGGAAAAAAGGAACAGAAAGAGAUACAGAAAAUCUUCCAGUCUACAAUUGCACCAUGGACAGGUACCUGAAGUACAAACAUUCAGAAAUUCGCGAUUUAUCAUUGGCAGCAAUUCACGAAUAUCCUUAUAAUGGAGCCAUGUGGUAUCCGUUUUGUUAUUUUGCCAAAAGUUUGACAGCAUUCAGGAUUCAGUUCGUGUUACUAAACGCUUUAGUGGCAGUCGUUGUAGACACAUUAUUGAAAUUAACUGGAAGAAAACCAAUGUGA